AUGUCAUUCAGUGGAUAUGUUCCAACAUUUAAGGAGCGAAAUUCAUUUGCAACACGGGCAAAUGAUGCUGCAGAGGCAAGACAACAACAGCCGAAUAAGAUUCCAGUCGUAAUCGAGCGAUUUGAAGGCGAAAAAUAUUUGCCACUUCUAGAUCGUUGUAAAUUUCUAGUACCCGAUCAUAUCACAAUCGCUGAACUGAUGCAAAUAGUGCGAAGGCGACUGCAGCUCCAUCCUGAUCAAACGUUUUUCCUGCUAGUCAAUGAAAAAUCCAUGGUUUCAAAUAGUAUGAAUAUGUAUCAGCUAUAUCAGCAGGAAGUUGAUGAAGACGGUUUUCUUUACAUGGUUUACACAAGUCAACCAGCUUUUGGAAUUGUCAAAUGUGAUUAA
Thelazia callipaeda (thelaziosis nematode) is the source of this 387-nucleotide messenger RNA. NCBI's taxonomy places the organism in Eukaryota, Metazoa, Nematoda, Chromadorea, Rhabditida, Thelaziidae. The record is from the annotation of a GenBank genome assembly.